CCAGAGCAAGAUGGCCGACACGAUGGCCACUGCCGGGGCCGGCAGCUCCGGAACGAGAUCAGGAGGUAAACAGUCCACGAACCCCGCUGAUAACUACCAUCUGGCCCGGAGGCGAACCCUGCAGGUGGUUGUGAGCUCCUUGCUGACAGAGGCAGGGUUUGAGAGUGCUGAGAAAGCAUCUGUGGAAACAUUGACAGAGAUGCUACAGAGCUACAUUUCUGAAAUUGGGAGGAGUGCCAAGUCCUACUGUGAGCACACAGCCAGGACCCAGCCCACACUGUCAGAUAUCGUGGUCACACUUGUUGAGAUGGGUUUCAAUGUGGACACUCUCCCUGCUUAUGCAAAACGGUCUCAGAGGAUGGUCAUCACUGCCCCUCCAGUGACCAAUCAGCCAGUGACCCCCAAGGCCCUCACUGCAGGGCAGAACCGACCCCACCCGCCGCAUAUCCCCAGCCAUUUUCCUGAGUUCCCCGACCCCCAUACCUACAUCAAAACUCCGACGUACCGCGAGCCUGUGUCCGACUACCAGGUCCUGCGGGAGAAGGCAGCGUCCCAGAGACGUGACGUGGAGCGGGCACUCACUCGCUUUAUGGCCAAGACUGGCGAGACCCAGAGUCUUUUCAAAGAUGACGUCAGCACGUUUCCAUUGAUUGCUGCCAGACCUUUCACCAUCCCCUACCUGACAGCUCUUCUUCCAUCUGAACUGGAGAUGCAACAAAUGGAAGAGACAGAUUCCUCGGAGCAGGAUGAGCAGACCGACACAGAGAACCUCCCUCUUCAUAUCAGCACGGAUGACUCUGGCGCCGAGAAGGAGAACGCCUCUGUCCUGCAGCAGAACCCCUCCUUGUCGGGGAGCCGGAACGGGGAGGAGAACCUCAUCGACAACCCCUACCUGCGCCCUGUGAAGAAACCCAAGAUCCGCAGGAAGAAGUCCCUCUCGUGAGCUGAGAAGGAAGCCAGCCUUGUACAGAGACGUGGACACCACUCUCCUGGGGGAGUUAAAGCCACGCGCAGGAAGCAGAGAGGGUGGCCUCCCAUGGUCCAGCCGAGGCUGCUGGGGUGUGACUGGGCAUGAUUUGAAUAGUGAACUCUGUAUUAAGAUUUCCUAUUUUCACUGGAUGUUUGGGUUGAGGAAGAUAUGAUAUGAUGGUAAUAACGAGGCUUUCUUAAUCAACCAGGCCCUACUGUGGGAGCAGCCGGUGACUUCAUUUAUUAUCAUAGGACCUGAUCCCUUUGCAACCUGAAAGACCAGGGAAGGCGGCAGGAAAGAAGGGGUUCGGUGCCUUCUUUGCUUACUGCCAGGAAGACUGUUUGCCUAGUUUCUGUUUCAGGCUAUCCAGGCCCCUUGAUUGACUCACAAGCUGUACACCGGUUUAUCGUCCUGGAACUCCAUUCUUACUUCCCUCCUCACCUGUGCUCCAAGUACCCUGUUUAGCUGACCCAGGGCUCCUUUGCCUUCCAACUGUCACUCCUUGACCUGGGCCAGCAGGAGUCAGGAGGUGUGAGCAGGAUCACGCGGAGGAGGGUGAUGCAUAACAGCGCCCAGUUCUUUCAUUGCAUUUGGUGAACUCCCCCUACAUUGAAGCAACACUCUCUCCUGAAAGAUUGGCAUUUAUUGUCUCUCUGUGGAAUGUGUGCUUGGGGACUACCGAGUCCUGUGCCAUCCCGGGAAGAGAGUUUUCUCUGCCAAGAGCCUCUGCAGUGAUACAUUAUGCUGUGACUUGCUGGAGGAAUCCGAUUUUACACAACAGGAAAGGGGUUGGAUGGGGGUGGGGUGAGAUCUUGAGGGCUGAUUGGCCUUGUUUUCUGAGCGCUGAGAUGCCUGGUCAGCCUGCUGGAAGCCGGCACAGACGGAAAGGGAAAGCCACGGUCCCGCCUUAUGGCGGAAGUGGGCUGAGAGGAGCCGGCAGCCCAGGCCAAGGUGUUCAAGAAGCAGGUCUGCAUCUGUUCAGCCUCUUUGUGGCCUGGGGAAAGAUUUCAUCCUUCCUGUACCCUAAAGAUCAGAGCACAAGUGUUUGAGGAAGAUGCUGGGCAAGCUGAUACCCUUCAGCUGGUAUCCGAAAGGAGAUUUAAAAACCAGGCCUAAGGAAGAAAAAUGCCAGUGACACCUGGAAGUUAGCGUGGGACAAAUGAGUUCCCUGGGUUAGCACCCUAAGUCCAUAUUGAACUAUUCUCGUACUCGGCUUCCACAGUCAUCUUUUUUUCUUUUAAAAAAAAAUUUUUUUAUUGAUUUUUGUUGUUGUUACAGAGGAAGGGAGAAGGA
Messenger RNA from Miniopterus natalensis, 2263 nucleotides. RefSeq names its product TATA-box binding protein associated factor 8 (gene TAF8). Gene Ontology annotation, cellular component: transcription factor TFIID complex. The record is from RefSeq and is a predicted model, not a curated record. Gene Ontology annotation, biological process: transcription initiation at RNA polymerase II promoter. Gene Ontology annotation, molecular function: protein heterodimerization activity. NCBI's taxonomy places the organism in Eukaryota, Metazoa, Chordata, Mammalia, Chiroptera, Miniopteridae.